Molecule: messenger RNA, 912 nt
Organism: Suillus subalutaceus
Lineage: Eukaryota; Fungi; Basidiomycota; Agaricomycetes; Boletales; Suillaceae
Exons: 8
Coding region: 1-912 (303 amino acids)
Molecular function (GO): protein binding
Source: RefSeq, a predicted model, not a curated record
AUGAGGUCUGUUGUACCAACUCGACACCCAAUCUAUUACUUUAAUGCGUCCAGCCACAUCUUCCAGGUAGAGAAUACACUAUACAAACUCUGCAGUUCAAUCUUAUCCGCGUCUUCCAAUGUCUUUCGUGAUAUGUUUUCUACCAUGGAGAAUUCUAGGCAACCAGAAGUAGAUGGCAUGUGUGAUGAUAAACCAAUUCACCUUAACGGAAUAUCUCGGGAGACGUUUGAGUUGUUCCUUGAAUUCACGUUUGGAAGAAUGCAUACCGGAUCUCAUAGCAUUGAUGAACUCUCGAAAUUUCUCCCUAAGUUAAUCAACCUCGCCAUCAAAUACCACAUCCGCUCCAUCUUUCCAUAUGCUUUCCAGCAACUGGCAGAAACCCCAAUUACUGAGCUCACUCAUGCCCACCAGGAGUUGAUGGGCGACAAAGCUGCACUUGAUAGUCACCGCCGGAUCGUAGCUGCAGAGGAACCGAAGAUCUUGAUGCACUCGAAUGAGUGUCAAGACCCAACUGGUUUGCAACAAGGACUGGCACGCAAUUUGGUGGAAUGGAAUCCACAGCCAUACGACGACGCCGUCAAACGCUUCAAGGAACUGCAGUUUGGACGCGUCAGUGAAGGAUGCAAAGACCUCAUGUUCAAGAUUCUCGAUCAGGGAGCGGCAUUCAAGCACGCCGAACAAUUUGUUUCUGAGACUUGCAGCUUCCUAGUAGAGAAACUGUACAAAUACUAUACUGCAGUGGUCCGAGUCUCAAAUUGCUUGAAGGAAAGUAGAGAUCAUAAUUAUCAUGGCGGCAACUUCAAGUUGAGUUUUGAGUCCAAUGAAAACGCGCCAGCUCUGGAUUGGCGAAAACGCGCAGUGCGGGAAUGCGGAACCUCUUGGUUAAAACGCGCCCCACUCUGGAUUGACUAA